Messenger RNA from Lathyrus sativus (Indian pea), 900 nucleotides. The record is from the annotation of a GenBank genome assembly. Lineage: Eukaryota; Viridiplantae; Streptophyta; Magnoliopsida; Fabales; Fabaceae.
AUGGCUCCUUCUUUUGAUAUAACUUCUCACACUGUUUGUGUUAUGGAUGCCUCCGGUCAAUUAGGGUUUAGUCUUGUUCAAAGACUUCUUCAAAGAGGGUACACCGUUCAUGCCUCCAUUCAAAAAUAUGCAGAAGAAGAUCUAUUCAAUGGAGUUUCUGCUGAUUCUGAUAAACUCAAGAUUUUUCGAUCAGACCCUUUUGAUUAUCAUAGCAUAGUUGAUGCUCUUAGAGGUUGCUCUGGUUUGUUCUACUCGUUUGAACCUCCUCUUGACCAACCAAAUUAUGAUGAAUAUAUGGCUGACGUGGAAGUUAGAGCAGCACAUAACGUGCUUGAAGCUUGUGCUCAAACAGAAACAAUAGAUAAGGUUGUUUUCACAUCCUCAGCAACUGCUGUUGUUUGGAGAGAGGAUCGUAAAACCAUUGAACCUGAUUUGGAUGAAAUUCAUUGGAGUGAUGUCAAUUUCUGUCGCAAAUUUAAGUUAUGGCAUGGGAUGUCAAAGACACUAUCUGAGAAAACAGCGUUUGCAUUAGCAAUGGACAGAGGAGUGAACAUGGUGUCUAUCAAUGCAGGCUUAUUGAUGACUCAGGAUCUUUCCAUUAAACAUCCUUAUUUAAGAGGAGCUGCUGAAAUGUACGAGGAUGGUGUCUUUGUGACCGUUGAUUUAGGUUUCUUGGUCGAUACUCACAUCUGUGUCUACGAGGAUGUUUCAUCCUACGGUCGUUAUUUAUGCUUCAAUCAUAUUAUUAACACUCAAGACGAUGCUGUUCAGCUCGCGCACAAAUUAACACCUACCGCAUCUUCUUCCUUACCCCAAAGCGGUGACUAUGGAAAGAGUUUCAUUGAACAGAAAAUAAGCAACAAGAAGUUGAACAAAUUAAUGGUGGACUUUGAAGCUUAA